ACUUUUAUCCGCCAAAACAACAACGUUAGAUCCCAUCGAUGUUCAGUACCGUGCGGGAAGUGAAGGAGUGUCGCGUUUGAAAUUUCCUCCCGGAUAAACGGCCCCAAUUUAAGUUGAAUUAACAUUUUCGUGAAGCCGAAAUUUCCCUCUUUAUUUCGGUGGAUCGGGUUUAUAGGGGAAAGUGUUCGCUGCGUAGUAAAUUGCUUUUGAAAAUUCGGCAAUUCUGACAUUAAUCCGCCAAAACAACAAGGUUAGAUCCCGGCUGGCUUGUAGGCGUGUUGACAGUGUAGCAGCUAGUCGUCUCCAAGGGGAUCCGAAACGGCACGCCACUGCUAAUGGAAUCCGAGGGUCAUGCGGAUCGGAGAGAACAGAGAAGAUACCUGCUCGACCAGCUUUCUUUCAUGGUCUUCGUAAUCGAUGGUAAUCUUACUGUAUGCGUUGCAUUGGCCCCGAAAUGUGCAGGACGGGGAGAGUGUACCGAGUCCCGCCACGGACCUGACUAGGGGCGGCCCCCUUCAGCUAUGCCCUUCAAGCUGAAGCUGAAAAAGUCGCGGCACUACAGCGUCGUGUCCAAAAGCCUCUUCGUCAUCUCGGUGGAGAUUCUGGAUGGUACCAACGUGGAGUGCACGCUGUCCUCGGAAAGCACCGGCCAGGACUGUCUGGACAUUGUGUGCCAGAAGUUGGGGCUCAAUCAGCUCAAGUUCUUCGGGCUGCAGUACGUGAGCUGCAGCAGCGACGGCUCGCUAUGCUGGCUGGAGCUGGAGAAGCCAAUGAAGCGGCAGCUGGACAAACACGCCAGAGGCCUCUCCGUCUAUCUGCGUGUCAUGUACUACGUUAUAUCGGGAGUGCGGCUCAUCACCGACGAAGUGACCAGGUACCACUAUUUCCUGCAGCUGAAGCAGGACGUGAUUGAGGGUCGGUUGGCCUGCACGCCCCAACAGGCCGUCGAGCUGGCCAGCUACUCAAUGCAAGCCGAGUUUGGAAACUUUGACUCUGAACGACACACCGCUCUCUACCUGAAAGAUUUCCAGCUGUUUCCCAAGACUUUCACCGAUCCUGUGCUGCUCGAGUCCCUGACGGAGGCGGCUAGCAGACAGCACGCCGCCCUUCACAAUCUACCUCAAAGCACCGCCGAAGAGUACUACAUUUGCGCCUGUCAGCGAUUAGACGGCUAUGGAGACGAGGAGUUCCAUGUGAAAGACAAGGCGGGGAACCAGGUGGUCAUUGGAAUUGGCCUGACUGGGGUAGCUGUCGCUCAUGUGGACCGAAACCCCAAGCACUACCGAUGGUCGGACAUCAGCAACGUGAUCAACCACAAGAAGGAGUUCAUUGUGGAGUCGGUGGGCGGAGUGGACAAGGCGGAGUUUCUCUUUGGAGACGUGGACAGUGCCAAGAACGCGUGGCGCUUCUGCGUGCUGCAGCACAUGUUCUUCCGGCAGUUUGAGGCGAAUAGCGAGGCCGAGCCCUGCAGCAGGGAGCCGCCGGGCUUUCAGCAGGCCAACGAGGACGCGCGCGAGAUGGAGAGCAGCGAAGACAUUGCGCCCCAAUGGGAGGUGCCGCAGCGCGCCCAAUCCACCUCUUGCUUGGACUUGCACACCUCCGACUUGGACAACCUGCGCAGCCUGCUUCCCUCGUACCGGCCCGCGCCCGACUAUGAGACCGCCAUACAGCAGAAAUACCGGAAUUCUUCCAGUGCCUUGAUGCCGGUUGAACCGCACGCCUCUGCGUACAGCUCGCAGCCGGAAAUCCACCAGAGCGCCCACUUCCGGUACCCGGACAUCACGCAGAACACCUUCAACAACCAGGGCUUCAUCGAGGCGCCGUUCGUCGUCAAGGAGAACCGCCAGGUCAACUUUGAUGGGGUGGGAAUCGUGCAUGUGUACAAGCAGCCGCCGCCCUACCCGGCCAAUCGGAUCGGCUCCAAUUCCACCCCUGAUCUGGCGGGCAUCUCGCAGCAACAGCCCCCGGCUGGGUUCUUCGUCAACAAUCUGAUCAGCGGCUCCAGCCCGGACCUGGUGUCCGGCGACAGUCGCUUCCUGAAGCAGCAGUAUGCGGAAGCGUACCCGAACCCGAUCCAUCGCUCCCACAGCUACUUGACGCAGCCACACAGCAACUACGAGAACAUCUCUUCGGUGCUGCAGCAGGCCGUGAUCGUCGAGAACCCGAACAUAACAAAACACAUCCAGAAGGUCUACGACGAGCACGGCAACAUCAUCUACUGCAUGCCGGCCAACAUGAAGCAGCUGCUGCAGAGCAACCGGGGGUUCGUGGUGGCGCGCAACCCUCAGCUGACCAACUCCUCGGAACCCAUCUAUGAGAACCUGCCUAGACCCUGGCAGAACGAGGGCAGCGGAGCGGAGGCUCGCAGUCGGGCACAAAGCGUCCAUUCGGCGCCCGAUGCCGCCCAGACCUUGCAGAACCAGCCCUUUGAAGAACCGGAGCGGGAGAACGUUUACGCCAAUGUGGGGCUCAGCCCUGUAAGGCAGGAGCCGGCCUUUGCGCCGCCCCUUGAGUCUUUCCGCGACAGUGUCAGUGAGGCGAACAGCAGCAAGACAAAGAAGAAGCGCUGGGGACUGCUGAUUGGCAAAAGCAAGUCGGAGGAGAAGGUAAAGAGCGCCACGUUGAAGAUGGAGAAGAAGAAGGACGAGAAGGGACAGGGAAAGCAUCGCUGGUCCACUGGGCAGGCGAAGUUCAAUCCGCUGCCGCCCUCCAUCAGCAAGGAGGCCAUGUGCCAGCUGCUGGAGAACAAGCUAGCCGACAGUCAGCUGUUCUUCGAGUUUGAUAAAAUCCCGAAAAAGAAAGAGAAUGCUGGUUUCUCCACGUCGCUGCUGCCCGAGAACGCGCCCUUCAACCGAUUCAAGGACGUGCUGCCCUACGAGGACAACCGGCUGCGGCUCACGCCCACCAAGGGCAACAAGUACGGCUACAUCAACGCCUCCCAUAUCACGGCCACGGUGGGCAGCAAGCAGCGCUUCUACAUCGCCGCCCAGGGCCCGACCCGCACCACCCUGCCGUACUUCUGGCAGUGCGUGUGGGAGGCCGAAGUCUACUUGAUGGUGCAGCUCACCGACCAUACAGAAGAUCUCACGUACCUGCCCGACUCGGAUGAGCGAUGCGUCAACAUCGGCAAGGACUACCAGGUGUGGUGGGAGUUUUCGCAGAAGACCGGCCACUGCAUUACCAGCAAGAUCAGACUGUGUCAGGUAGCGUCGCGGCGUUACCGCACCAUGUGGCAUCUGCACUACACGGAUUGGGGCGACCAGGGUUGCCCUAAUUCGGUCGCCCACUUUCUCGGUUUCCUCGAGGAGAUGCAAGGCGUCUACCAGCACUCGAUGAGCGAGAUCCCGCCCGGCCACAACAAGAACCCGCCCAUUUUGGUACACUGCACGGCGGGCGUGGGCCGGACGGGGCUCACCAUCCUCAGCGACCUGCUGCUCUACACAGUGGACCACAACCAGGAGGUAUGCAUCCCAGGGGUGGUGGGUCUACUGAGGCAGCAGCGCCCCCAGAUGAUCCAGACCAUUGCUCAGUACCGGUUCGUCUACUCGCUGCUGAUUCACUACCUGAAGCAAACUAGAUUAAUUUGACGCGCCAUGACUUUGUUUAGGAGAUUUCAUUAUAUCGUUUGUUGCUCUGUA
Molecule: messenger RNA, 3638 nt
Organism: Dendroctonus ponderosae (mountain pine beetle)
Lineage: Eukaryota; Metazoa; Arthropoda; Insecta; Coleoptera; Curculionidae
Gene: Pez
Product: tyrosine-protein phosphatase non-receptor type 14
Exons: 9
Coding region: 522-3587 (1021 amino acids)
Biological process (GO): protein dephosphorylation
Cellular component (GO): cytoskeleton
Molecular function (GO): protein tyrosine phosphatase activity
Source: RefSeq, a predicted model, not a curated record